AUGAAGCAUGGUCUAAAGAUGAAAGGCGUAGAGCCAUCGCGGGAAGAAGAUUUGAAUCGGACCGGCGUUGCUGCCGGUCCUUGGAAUGCUCACUCGGAGAAUAAACUGCUCGACAGCAGCAUUGCGGCUUCGGGCCAUCUUAACAGCGAAAGUGGCUAUGUCACAGUCGCUUUUGCGGCUAAUUCGAGGAAGAAGUGUCUCCGUCAGGAGAGAAUGAGUCUCUUGGUGGCACCGACAUGGGCGGGUCAGCAAAGGGCUCGAGAGCCCAGUCGGAGGCUGCGUCAUCUCCAGGCGAUAGCUGCGGCGGCAAAUCUCCCCACUUGUCACGACAAAGCGGCCCAACAAAGAGUCCUCGUUUUGAAGUCCGACUCAAUAGCCAGUGGGCAGAAUGCUGGUGUUGAAUCUAAGGACAACUGUUGGGUUCGACAUUCAACAGGCUUCGACAUAAUGCUUUGUCGACGGGCUUUGCAUCUCCGCGUCCUACUACGUGAGACCUACGGCACGGUGUCUGGGAUCAUCCCGGCGCUGUAUGAUGCUUUUGGAGGCCAACUCGAUUGGCACAGGGACCGGCCCACGCUCCUCGAUAUUGUUGUGCAGCGCGAAACGGCUUUCUUCAUCUGUCGUCGCCACUACGAGGUUUCGAUCGUGAUCCAAUGGUCUGAUGCACUGAGGAAUGUCCCGGUGCGUGGCUGGGAGGUCCAUCGCCAAACGAUGCGUCUCCCGGCCCGUCGUCCCCGUCACUUGCCACUAUAA
Aspergillus heteromorphus CBS 117.55 is the source of this 753-nucleotide messenger RNA. RefSeq lists its product as uncharacterized. The transcript is spliced from 2 exons. Bases 1 to 753 code for a protein of 250 amino acids. Lineage: Eukaryota; Fungi; Ascomycota; Eurotiomycetes; Eurotiales; Aspergillaceae. The record is from RefSeq and is a predicted model, not a curated record.